ACAAUGCUUGUUGGGAAAUAAUCAAACAAAGAGGGAAUCUUGUUGAGCAGCGGACUAAGUUGGAAGCUAAUGGCCUAGCAAUAUCAAAGAAGUGCAAAGGCUUUCCAUGGGUAGCAAAAGUGAUUGGAAGCUGUCUGCAUUCGGGAGAGAUGGAGUGGGAUGCUUUGUUGAGGUAUGAGUUUUGUGAACUGGAGGGACAUAAAGCACGAAUCUAUCCAGUCCUCAAAUGGUUGAGCUAUGAUAAUAUGCCUUCUUAUCUGAAAAGAUGUUUCAGUUAUUGUUCUAUUUAUCCUCGUGAUCAUGUAGUUGAGAAGGAUGAUUUGGUGCAACUAUGGGCAGCAGAAGGCUUUAUUCAGUCCCAAGGUACAAGAGCAAUUGAAGAUGUUGGAAGACAGUAUUUUGAGGAAUUGUACUCGAGGUCUUUCUUUUCCCCAGUUCCAACUAUUGGUGGUGAUCAGCAGAGGUAUAAAAUGCAUGAGCUCAUUCAUGAUUUGGCAAGAUUUGUUUCAACCAGCGUAUGCUUUUGUAUGGAGGACAAGAUGCCUUGCUUGGUGUCUUCUAAUGCUCGGCAUGUGUCUUUGCUUUAUGAAAAUACUCAACUACCUAGAUUGGAGGUGUUUUACAAGUAUACGAAGUUGAGGACAUUUACAUUGCUUCCUAAGUUCCCAUCUAUUCCAAGGCCAGUCAUGUUGCGUCCAAAUUUUCCAUCCAAUCUAGGAGAAGUUCCUUAUGAGUUUUUUGAAAGGUUGGGAUGCUUGAGGGUGUUGAAUUUGAGCCGUAGUCCCAUCACUAAAUUGCCUGAAUCUAUUGGAAAUUUGAUACAUCUUCGUUACCUCAAUCUUAGUCAUACCCGUAUUGAACUGUUGCCAAAGCCAAUAACAACAAUAUGUGGGUUAGAAACAUUGAAGCUUAAGAGUUGUCCUAAGCUUCUUCGUUUGCCUGAGAACUUGAAGGACUUGAUUAAGCUACGACAUCUUGACUUUGACAGACACCGUCAGCUAAGUUCUAUGCCAAUUGAUAUUGGGAAGUUAACCAGUCUUGAAACCCUGCAUGCAUUUAGGGUGGGGAAAGAGAAAGGAUAUCAGAUUGAGGAGCUUAAGAACAUGAGCUGUCUUCGUGGAUCUAUUUCUAUUACAAAUCUUGAUAAUGUAGCAGAUUUUGUUCAGGCUGAGGUUGCUAUGUUGCACAAGAAGAAAUAUAUAGACAGGUUGGAGUUGGAAUGGAAUGGAAUAAGAGGUCUAGUGCAACCGGUUCAGCAAGAAGUUCUUACUGGGCUUGAACCACAUGCUCGGUUGAAAGAGCUGCGAGUAGCAGGUUACUGUGGUUUGUUAUUUCCCAGUUGGAUAGCCAACUCAGCAUUCAGCAAGCUUGAGAGUAUUGAUUUAGAAAAUUGCCCAUUUUGUGAACUCCUUCCUUCUCUUGGCCAACUUCCAGCUCUCAAGAAACUUCUGAUUCAAAAUAUGUCUACACUGGACGUUGUGGAUCAUCUGUUUUGUGGUUCCUCAGUUGCUUUUUUAUCCUUGGAGACGCUAACACUUCGAGACAUGCCAGAAUUGAUUAGCUGGACUGGAUUACGUGACAAUGACAUGCCUUGCCUCAGAGACCUUAGCAUUGAUUCUUGUCCGAAAUUGGCUACGAUACCUUCAUUUCAGUACCUAACUGCACUUCAAUGUUUAGACAUCAAUCGUUGCCCUCAGCUUCAGUCUUUGCCAGAGGGAAGACUACCAUCCUCACUCAAAACUCUGAUCAUUUUGGAGAGUGACAUCUUGAAGGACAGGUGCAAGGUGGGAGAAGGUGCAGAUUGGAAUAAGAUCAGAUGGAUCCCCAAAAUAUUGAUUGAAGAUAUGGUGAUUCCAGCACAAAGACCGGAUAACCAGAUUGAUGAGGUUCACGAUGCUCCAGAAAAUUUGUUUGGUAGCAGAAACUCCUUGUUGGUUUGCUGCGUAAUUCUUUUUCCUCUGUUCGUCCUGUUUAUGAGAUCAUUGUACCGGUACUUGUCCCAGGCCAGAGCUUAAUUAUCAGCAGAUUCCACCAGAGGGACUGAAUAAAUAGAUAACUUAAUGUCAUCCAAAAUCCACUGUUAUGUCAUGAUAGUUUAUAUGAGCUGGCCCAAUGAAUAUACAGUAGUUGGAAACUUGGAAUGUUUGAUUAACUCACAUGUUGAUAAAUGUCUGUCAAAGUUUAUUUGAAUUAGAGUUAAGUUUAGGCUAAAUACUAGCUAUUUUAGCCUUUCACAGGUCUCCACGAUUUUGUGACAGGUUUAAUGUAUCAGAUAUUCCUAUAUUUGAUCUCUAGAAUACAAUGUCACAUGGAAAAUCUUCAUCCAUCUCUGAGGCUUGCA
Molecule: messenger RNA, 2341 nt
Organism: Argentina anserina (silverweed cinquefoil)
Lineage: Eukaryota; Viridiplantae; Streptophyta; Magnoliopsida; Rosales; Rosaceae
Product: putative disease resistance RPP13-like protein 1
Exons: 2
Coding region: 150-2015 (621 amino acids)
Biological process (GO): defense response to other organism
Molecular function (GO): protein binding
Source: RefSeq, a predicted model, not a curated record